Messenger RNA from Silurus meridionalis, 3429 nucleotides. Its product is annotated as heme oxygenase-like. Bases 1753 to 2616 code for a protein of 287 amino acids. Gene Ontology annotation, molecular function: heme oxygenase (decyclizing) activity; heme binding. Gene Ontology annotation, biological process: heme catabolic process; response to oxidative stress; heme oxidation. NCBI's taxonomy places the organism in Eukaryota, Metazoa, Chordata, Actinopteri, Siluriformes, Siluridae. The record is from RefSeq and is a predicted model, not a curated record. The transcript has 7 exons.
CGCAGCGGUGAGAGCGCCGCAUCCUAACCACUAGACCACCAGGGAACCUUUAUAUUUUACCAACAGAUCUGUUGAUAUGACAAGAGGCUUGUGAUUUGGUGAUAUUUCCUCCAGGCUGAAAUAAACUUAGGACUGACAGAACUAUCGUCAACAGAGUAACAAUUAGAGAAGACCUGCAAGUGGAGGACAGUUCCAUGUGAUGUACAGUAGGAAAGGGCCACACAUAAAGCCUUGAGGCACUUUAGUCACAACCUGCAUCUAACCUUAUCUUCUUAUUCUUUUAUUACACUAUUUCUUGGAGGUACGACUGAAGGCAGUUCAUGUGAUGGUACAAUGAGUUGGUGAGGGUGGUGUGGACAAUCCCCUGGUUUACCAGCAGAUAGAGCCAGUAGUCUUAGAUCUGAGGAAUUUCAAUAAGCUCUUGCAAACAUGUUUCUUCAGCUUGAGUAAUAACUGUUUAUUCAAAGAAAGGAAAACUUGUAUUUGUUCAUUAACAGUACAGUGAAAUUCUUGAAGAGUUGUUAUCCCAAAGCAGUAAUUGGUCCUGGAUUAGAUUAGUUCAGGACUGACUUAGGACCCUGUAGGUGUGAAUCACCAAUGCAAACUACACUUAUGCACAUUUCUGAAAUUCAAAUUGUAUGUGAACAGGGAGAAGAAAAAAAACACUUUAAUUGCCAUUGAGCAAAUGAUUGUGACAAAAUAAUAGUACCCCUGCAAAAAAAGAUCAGUGUUGAACAUAAAAAAGCAUGCUGCAUAUUUCUCCAAAAGCAUUACAUGUUCAAAUUAAACAUAUUAGGUUAGUUUGUUAUUAAUGUUUAUUUGUGAGCCUUUAAACAACAAGACUAUGCACUCUUUCCCGGUGUGUCAAUAUAAGUAAGCAAACAAAGAUCCUCUGACUGAACCACAAGUCACACGUUCAGGCUAAAAAUGCACCAAGUCAUGGUUAGUUCUGAUCUCUUGCUCGAUCUUCCGUCUGUUUUCUCACAGCAUUUGGAAUGUUUCGUGUCAUGGUUAGCUCUACUCACGUCACGGGUUAGUCACAGUGCCAUGUCAUGGUUAGCCAUAAGACCGCCCUCUCAGUUUAUUUUGCCCCGAGUGCUGCUUCCUGUUUGUUAGAGCUUAACAGUGAGUAAGCAGAAGUGCUUAUUCCUCUCCCAACGCAUUUCAAUUCGAGUUUGCUUCUCAGCAAAUUCAUGUUUAACCAGAAAAACAAAUUCAUCAAAACAAAAUAGUAUAGCAAAUUGUUGCAGGAAGAUGAAUAAUAAUUCAUCGUUAUUGUGAUAUCUGAUCUCUUAUUCAAGCUGUAAUUAAAAUCAGUUUUUUUUUUCUUUAUUCUAUCAUUAAGAUCACAUCCACUUGUUGUUAGACAGGAAGAAUAACGGUUGCCUCACACCAUUGUUGAUCAUUUUUCUAUUACAGCACAUUUUACCGCUUAGUCAUCAAGUAAGCGAUUUGCAGUGAUUUUGUGUUUAAUUCAAAUCGGCCUUAUGUCCAGAUAAUAUUGCAACACAGCCGCUAUGAAGAGUACAUUUUUGUGCAACAUUAGCCAGGACUUACGUCAUCUACGUGGCGUACCUGCGCAAUCUCAGAACUUUAUUAUUUUCUGCCAAUGCAAGAUUAAGUGAGAACGAGUAUAAAAAAGGGGACAUCUAGGACGACUCCACAAACAAAGCAGAUCUGGUCUCAGGAAGAGGAGAGUUCCCUGAAAACUACACUGAAAGCAAACAUUGACUAUUUAGAUUUUCCACAGAAAUGGAAGAGGAGAAGCAGAAAAUACAAACAGAGAAGCCCCAGAUUACAGACUGUGACCUGUCUGAGAAGAUAAAGUCUGUGACUAAGGAAUGUCAUGUCCGAGCCAAUAGCACAGAGUUGAUGCAAGCGUUCCAGAGGGGAAACAUCACCCUGAUGCAGUAUAAGCUCCUGCUGUGCUCCCUGUACAAGAUCUAUGAAGCUUUGGAAGAGGAACUGGACAGGAACGCCUCUCACGGGAGUGUCGCACCAAUUUACUUCCCUCAGGAACUGGCCAGGGCAGAAACACUUAAGAGAGAUCUUCAACACUUUUAUGGUCAGAACUGGAGAGAGGAGAUGUUCAUACCAGCCUCUACACUGAGAUACACUCAAAGGUUGAGAGAGAUUGGUUGCAAACAUCCUGAAUACCUGGUGGCUCACGCUUACACUCGCUACCUGGGUGACCUGUCAGGGGGCCAGGUGCUGAGCCGUGUUCCCCAAAGGUCUUUGGGGCUGAAGAACGGAGAGGGCUUGGGGUUCUUCUCGUUUCCUGCGAUCAACAGUCCGAAUCUGUUCAAGCAGCUGUAUAGAAGCAGGAUGAACAGCAUCGAGCUGACAGAGACACAGAAAGAGGGCGUGCUGGAGGAAGCCAUCAGAGCCUUCGAGUUCAACAUCCAGGUGUUUGAUGAACUCCAAACUUUUGUGAACAUCUCAGAGGAGAACGAGCAGAGGCAGAGACGCAAAGCACAGAACUUAAAAACUCCAGAUAUCAGCGUGAGCCAGAGAUCAGCAGUGACCUCCUCGCUGACAUCCGACUCACAGCUGCUCAGGAUGCUGCUCGGAGCGUGUUUAGCUCUGGCACUCGGAAUUGGAAUCUACUUAUUUUAAAUCGUUUGACUGUAUAACAUUUAUUUAUAGUUGAACUCAAUUUGUCCAAUCCACCAGAUGUGAGUGUGUGUAUGCUGAUUGUCUUUUUCUACCUGGUUAUUGAGGGCACACGUCUUAAAACACAGCUGGAUGUUUAAAAUGAGCCACUUUAUGUGAGAAACACUAGAUUAUUAGAGAGAAAGUAGGACAGCACCUGUAAAGCUUCCAGGGCAUUCCAGGAGGUAAUGAUGUCACUGCUAUGUUUCUCACUGUUCCUUCUCACCCCUGUACUUCCUGCUAACACCUAGAAGACAUAACCUCUAAACAAAAUUGUGAAAGUGCUGCAGGAGCAUUUUAAGAAGCAUUAGAUGCAGUGUUACAUGGACAUCGGAAUUUUUUUUUUAAAUGAUGUAAGUCCAAGAACAGCAAAUUUAAUACUUAGCGAAUUUAAGGCCUAAAACGUAGAUUUUUAAUUUUUUUUUUUUAGACUUUUUAAGAUUCAGCAGAAAUGCUGUGUAUGCAUCUUAUUAUAACUCAAAAUGCUGCAAUCAUACGCACCAUCCAUUUCUCCGGUCAAGAACAUUGCUCAAUAGCAUUAUGAUCUCUGAAUUCAUAUGCGAACACUAACGAUUUAAUAACAGGAAGCUUCUGAGAUGCUUACGUCACCACUGUUUUGUGUUGGAAUGGGAAGCCAUUUAUUUAGACACCAAAUAAAACCUGUUGUUUUCCCCCCAUAAUCUCGACAAUUCUACAGUCUAAAGAAAAUGAAAUAAAAAAAAAUGUACAAUCUGCAAAUUGUUUACUUCAUGAAACAUAAAUCGUAACAUUAAAUUA